Molecule: messenger RNA, 1620 nt
Organism: Lacerta agilis (Sand lizard)
Lineage: Eukaryota; Metazoa; Chordata; Lepidosauria; Squamata; Lacertidae
Product: E3 ubiquitin-protein ligase RNF170-like
Exons: 6
Coding region: 196-1005 (269 amino acids)
Molecular function (GO): ubiquitin protein ligase activity
Source: RefSeq, a predicted model, not a curated record
AGUUACUUCCCGAGAUCUUGUCAUUUUUGCUAGAGUCACUCACGGCAUUAAGGAAAAGGCUCUUCUUUCUGUAAAACCCCUCUUUUAGCAAAUCUGGAAAGAGAUGGUUCCCUCCACUAGUAUUUAGAAACCCUGGCAAAACCUUGACAUUAGUGAAGCCAAUUAAUUAUUAACUGGAAUGAAUGGCCUGCUUUAAUGGAGUGUGGGCUGAGACUCUGCUUCACAACACUCUGCUGUCAGCCAAGCACAGAGAGGAAGCCACAGGCUUUUAAAGAGGCUUCGGAUGAAGUGAGGAUGGUGCAUGGUUCACUGUACAAAUCUUCCGAGAUCAGAUUUCUUCAUUUAAGUCAAGAGAUGAGUCUGCUGGAAAAGAGUUUUCCCCAUUUGUCCACGAGAAACCACUUAGAAUCACUUAGACAGUGGCAGCGAUGUUACUGCAGUGAGCUAAACUGCCCAAUCUGCCUCCAGGCUACUACUUGCCCCGUAGAAACCAACUGUGGGCAUUUAUUUUGUGGUUCCUGUCUUAUUGAAUACUGGAAACAUGGACCUUGGCUAGAAGCAAUCUGCUGCCCACUCUGCAGACAGAAAGUCAUUCUUUUGUACAACAUGCCUUGUGAAAAUGAGCCCGACAAGCCAAGCAAACAAAUUAUGUAUGACAUCAGAGAUUACAACAAACGCUUCUCAGGACAGCCUCGGCCUUUCACAGAUUAUCUUUAUGACAUGCCGCUCCUCGUCAACCUGGCCGUACGGGGAAUCUUCACGCUGGGCGGCUUGGUGUGGAUCUUCUUCCUCAGAGUUGUCAUCUGUUGUUUUGGAACCUUCAUGUGCUUGACUUCUUCGUUGGAUCUGAUGCCAGAACCUCUUUGUGGAAUUCUGGGUGUGUUUGAUGACCUAGCUGUUGUUUUCCUACUUUUAAUCUGCAUGAUAAACAUUUGCUCUCAGAUGGAGUCAGAAGGGGCAAACAUGAGGAGCUCUACAAUGCAAAACAUUUUGUUGGAAUCGUAAAGGGCUGAAGUGCCGGCUAUUCAUAAUGGGGAAACCAACCAGACAACGGUGGAUUUUCCUAAUCUCUGGAAGCGACACAGAAUGGCCUUAGCUUUGAAGAAUGCUAAGGGUUGGUGUGCAGCGCUGAAGUUGAUGGAAGAGCAACAGUUGGGUGGAGGCUGUAAUGUUAAUCAUAGAUUAACACCCAACAAUGUCCACAAGCCUCCAGAAGUGCACUGCUGCCAUUCUAAAAUGACAAUUUUGCAUUUGUGGUACUUAAGACUGACUCUUGGAAGGCACAACAGCCAAGAUCUUAUCCAACUGUUCCACAGCUCAACAGCUCAGAUAUGGCUAGAAAACAUUAAUUACAUAUAAACAUGAAAAUACUGUACCGCAACUCUGAUUAAUGUGGCACUCUCAAAACGACAAAUGAUUCUUUGCACAUCAUUAAAGGACUAUAGAGAGAAAAAGAGGAACAGGCAGACUAGUGUGUGUUUGGCGCAGACAGGGGGGAAACGUCUGCUAGAAGGUCCAGUACAGACCUCCAGAUUCAGCAGCUUACUGAUCUAAGAUAAUCAUUUGCCAUGUGCAGUAUUACAGAUACAUGUAUAGGGAUAAUGGUUUGGAUAUGCUUGC